AUGGGGGGGAGGAGCAGCCCCCCCGCGCGGCAGCCUCUGUCUCUGCAUCUGUGGUCACGCACUGACCCCACGCGCACGAGCAGAGAACUGCACUGGGUCCAGAGUCUCCACACCAGAUGUCAGUCACUCAUGUGCAUCACGAGACUCACACGACGUCCGUCUUCUAAAGGAGACGACAUCGACUCAAUUCCUGCUCCUGUUGCCAACGAUCCCCCAUCCCCUCCUCCCUCCCCCCUCCUCCCGUAA
Knipowitschia caucasica is the source of this 246-nucleotide messenger RNA. The record is from the annotation of a GenBank genome assembly. Lineage: Eukaryota; Metazoa; Chordata; Actinopteri; Gobiiformes; Gobiidae.